This is a messenger RNA of Mauremys reevesii (Reeves's turtle), 1376 nucleotides long. RefSeq names its product regenerating islet-derived protein 4-like. The coding region runs from base 232 to 597 and encodes 121 amino acids. NCBI's taxonomy places the organism in Eukaryota, Metazoa, Chordata, Testudines, Geoemydidae. The record is from RefSeq and is a predicted model, not a curated record. The transcript is spliced from 5 exons. Gene Ontology annotation, molecular function: signaling receptor activity.
UGAGCAGAUGGGUGUGUCAAGGCUCCUCUUACCUGUUUGCCUGGGCAUUUAAUGAUUGUAUCUUUCAUUAGCACAGAUUUGCAUGUUCAGUAUUGACACCUGGUUCCCUCCCCCCUUCCCUGGACUGGUCUAUAAAUGCCCCAGGCACGGCCAGUGUCCCAUGCAGGCUGCACUUGAUCCGACCUUGCACCAGAGCAGCUACGCAGAGAGACAAUCAGGAGAAGUGAGAAGAUGGGGCCAGUCGCCUACUUCAGCCUCUGCCUCCUCGGCUGCCUGAUCUUUAACCCCUCGCUGGAAGCCUCUCCCCGCAGCGUCCUCUCUCUCCAUCUCAGACCAGAAAUAGUGGCCACGUCCUGUUGUCGUGGCUGGCUGCACUACAACAACCACUGCUAUAGGUUCUUCCCCGAAAAGAAGACCUGGUCGGAGGCUGAGGUGCAGUGUCAGUAUCACCACAAGGGGGCCCAUCUCGCCUCCAUUCUCACUGAGGCAGAAAGGGACAUAGUGGCCAACUAUAUCACCCAGUCAGGCUCCAGGGAUUACGUCUGGAUCGGACUCCAUGACUCCCACAAGGUAAGGGUAAAGGGUAAAAAUGAGUGACAGUGAAACAGUUGUAAAGUGAGACCUGGGGGGAGUGCAGGCAUCAGAAAAAGAGAGCGAGAACGCUAGUUCCAGAUGUGGGAAGCAGAAAUGAGACAGAAAAAAGCAGAUAUUAGACUGAAAGAAAAUGAGAUGGAGCUGAAGGAGAAAGAGGCAGUCGUUGUGCUGGAAGCUGACGCCCAUAAAAGAGCCAUGGAGCUAAAACAAGAAGAAGCUGAGAAGAAGGAGAAGGAGCAGAAAUAAUAAUCUAGAACUGCUAGAAAAGCAUGGAUGGCUCCCAGUCACCAACAUCUCCCUCCAUUCAAAGAAUCCCCAACAUGGACCAGCUGUGUCCUGCAUACAAAGAGACAGACUGCACUGAACACCACCUUUGAAAAGCUAUGCGAAGAGCAUAAUAUUCCUGAGGAAAACAAGGUCCCCACAUGGCUUGCGAAACUGCCUGGUAAAGCUCGGAAUGUAAUGAAAUGAUGGACUUUCUGUGAGCUCAUAUUGCCCAGAAGGAGAGAGCUGGGCAGUGCAGGAUGCACAUUUCUGGGGACACGUCUGGGACUGGGAAUUUGCUGGUGUGGCUCUGUUAUAUAAUUCAGGAGUGGCUGGCUAUAGCAUUCAUACAGUAUACCUGGGAGUGAUUUACAUGCUAGAGCAGCAAAUCUCAAAUAUGGCCACAGUAUGAACAGGGGACCAGUGUGAUUUCCCCACCUUCCUGAGGGCAGUGAGGCUCGGGCUUCGGCACCGGGGUGCUGGGUAACGGGCUCUGGCUGUGUGGCCGCGGACUCCAU